AAAUUUCUCAUAAAGGUGAAGAUGGAGCUGUGAAGAUUGAAAAAGGGGAAGACAAAUUGCUUUGCUUAAUAAGUUUAAGAUGGUUUAAAACUUUUUAAACUUGUCCAACAUCAUGGCAAAGAAAGAAAAAUUUCAGUAAUAGUUUUGGGAGUGGGUGGAAAUGGGAAAUGGAGGCGAUAUUUGUAAGUUGGCGAUCCAAUGGACUCUACCUCUUUGUGAUAUUAUAAUUACAACUAAAUUCGACUGUCGACAGCUAUGUGAGUAUCUUGGCCAGAUAGAACGCUUUAUUAGUACGUAUUGAUUAAAUCUUUAGAGGAGAGAGAGUAGAUUUAUUUGUUUAAUCGGAAUUGAACAUGAUUAUUUGAGGUUUUAAAAAAACUUCAACAAACGUUAUUUUUUCUUGGUUCUUUAUUAAUCUUUAGAUUACGUUUAAUCCAUUCAUCAGUAGAAAUUAUAAAUCACGCAUUCCGAUUAAGAAUUUAAAAUGGUGCUUGCACUAAAUUAAGUGUCUGCUGAUUUUUUUUUCCUUUCAUUUUUUAAAAGUAACUCUAAACCCCCAAGAUAAAGAAUUGAUAGACAUCAAAUUCAAGUCUCAAUAAUGGUUAACCAAAACACAGAUAAACCGACGAACAGAAAUUACUUUUUGGGUGGAAUAUGGAAUUAUUUUUGUAAAUACUUAAACUGUAUCAAUGAAAAGACAGGCGAAGAUCCAGGUCAUUUUCUUCUCACCAAAGCAGGCAAUUCUCUUAUCGACCGGAAAGGCCUCGAAAAGCAUCGUUUCAGUUUUAUCAAGGAUUAUUACAACACCAUUCUUGAAAUGCGAUGGCAUUGGGCUAUUCUAGUCUUCCUCUCCUCUCAUGCUAUCACUUUUAUUGCAUUUGCUGUGAUUUGGUGGCUGAACUCCUACAUACACGGCGACUUCAACUCGAACGAUUCUAAUUCGAAACCUUGCCUCCCAGACCUGGAAACGUUUGCAGAUUUUUUCUUGUUUUCUGUUGAAACUCAAACAACAAUUGGUUACGGGUUCAUGUACCCCAGCACUGAUUGUGCUGGUACGAUUCCAACGCUCUUCUUUCAAGUCCUCAUUGGUUUUAUUCUCGAAGCGAUCUCAUUGGGGUUUGUAUUCGCCAAGCUGGUUCGUCCAAAGAACCGUUCAAAUACAGUGAUGUUCAGCUGCAAAGCGUGUAUGUGUUGCGAGAACGGGCAUCCAGUGUUACAGAUUCAGGUGGCCGAUCUUCGACAUACCCACCUCAUCAAUGCUAAAGUUGGUGGCAUGCUGGUCGCCGAGUACGUGACGCUUGAGGGUUUCGUCCAUCCUCUCUAUCAAGUCAAAGUGGACUUUGAAAUAAACAACGUUGGCAGUAACGUGUUUUUAAUGUGGCCGGUUAUUUUGACGCACUAUAUAACGGAUGCCAGCCCUUUCUUCUGUCUUAACCGGGAAGAUCUGCUCGUCAAGAAAAUCGAGCUUCUUGUGUGGAUUAACGGAGUGAUCGAGUCAACUGGAGAGAUGUGUCAAGUGAAGACGUCCUACAUUGCUGAAGAGAUUGUUUGGGGAUACAGAUUUGCUCAUGCCAACCAGUUUGAUAAGAAAAACGGUCACUGGAAUGUAGAUUUCAAACGUUUCGGAGAAUUGGUUCCCUGUCCGAUGUCUCGUUCUAGUAAUUUCUCCGAUGGUGAUAUGACGAUGAUUGGUGUAUCCUCAGAGACGAAAGAAGAAGCAGAAGUGGUGCAGACGGUAGCUGAUAUACACUGAGGAUCUCGUUGAUUUGUAAUAACCAAAACUGCCUCAGUGGAACGAACAUCUAUGAUUUGAAGAUUCAGGCAAUUUGAAUGCCUUGGACAAUACCAAGUUUCAAUUUUUAAUGUUUGUAAAAAUGUUAAAUGAUUUUUUUUUGUUUUUAUAUUUAAACACACAGAUUGUGGUUUAAAGAGAUUUAAUAUAUACAUUUAAUGUACAGCUUCAUUAACGUUUUAGAUGAGUGUUGAGUGGACGACAGCAUUUCUGGUGGUUUUCUCCCCUCCAUUCCUUGUAAUAGCCAUCAUUUAGCAGUCGGGAUUUAAGGAAGCCUCUACAUAUUUGGUGCCCUAUAUUACAGUUUAUCAUAUAUAAUACUACAGGGCAGUGAGUUGAUAGAAUUGUUAGAGUAUUAGAAAAAAUAACUUUCUGUAUUUCUUCUGACUUAUCAUCUUCUGACUUCUAAAGUGAAAUCCCAUAGAGGUCAACUUUGACUUUCAUCCCUUUAGGGUCAAUAAGAUUGACCACCAGUCAAGUGCUGGUAUUGAUGAUGUAUUCACUCACUCUCUCCCCUCAUAACUACUGGCCUUGUUCCUAAAUCAGAAACGAUUAUAUCUAUCUACAUGCCUACCUACAUGCAUAUAUGCCAAGGCUACUAGCAUUUCAAAGAGUAGUUUUGCCUUAGUUGUCAUUUCAUUUGGUUCUUUUGAAAGUUAAUAAAUACAUACCAACUAUGUACUGGAGUCAAUAUGAUUUACCAAACUUGGUUCCAUUUUUAACCACUGGCCAACUACUUCAUUCUUACACCAUUUUAAUAAAUUUUGAAAAGAAUUUUCAUUUUGUGCAUAGCCUCAUUUUGUGUAUAACUUUUUUCCCCCCUCUCUUUAUAAUGUUUAAAACAAAUGUAGAUAUUUUUUAUAUUUUGAUAUGCUAGCUGGAUAGUAGGUUGGCAGAACUGUUAGAACACGGGACAAAAUUCCUUUUAUUUAGUUACAGUAAUACAUGUUCUGAGUUCAAAUCCUGCUGAAGUCAACUUUGCCUUUCAUCCUCCUGGAGUUGAUAAAAUGAAGUACUAUUGAAAUACAGGGGUUGCUAAACUUGACUAUAUUGUCCUCAAAAUUUGAGGCCUUACAUCCUUAUCAUUCAAUGUCUGUUUUACCAUGCUGGCAUGGAUUGGAUGAUUUGAUGAGCCAGAGGGCUGCACGGAGCUCCAAUGUGUGCUUUGGCAUGAUUUCUACAACUGGGUGCUCUUCCUAACACCAAGCACUUUACAGAGUAUACUAGGUACCUUUUCUUUUGUAGCACCAGCACUGGUGAGUCACCAAGUACUGACAAGACCCUUCAACUGAGUGGGGUAUAGUAUUGAGGGAUGGGAAAAUAUGAGAAGGAAAGAAGCCGGUGUCUUGUUGAAGUGAAUACAAUAGAUUCCCAAUCAGGAAAAGGGGGAGAGAAAGUGAUCAAAGUAUAAGCAUCUAUGUAAGAAAUCAAUAUUUGGAUGAUGGCAAGAGGCACUAUGUAGUAGAAUUUGAAGAGCAUUACAUAAGCACCUUGGGUUAUUUAGUUGCAUCCCCAUCAUUUUUGAGUUUAAAUUCCACUGAAUUUGACUCAACAUUUUUCUUUCUUGAGGGGACGGGGUUGGUAAACUAAAUGCCAGUAAUGGACUUGAGUAAAUUUGAUCAACUAUGCCAGUUUUCAAAAUGUGUUGACUUGUGCUUAUGUCAUAAAUAUAUAUUCUGAUUAUUUUGAAUCCCAGAUCAGUCAUUCCAACUGCGGCCAUCCUGCUUUUUUUAUCUUAUGUGCAGGACCUCUUUACCAACAGUAGGGUGUGAUUCAAGGGAAGUUUGACUGCUAUUUCUAACAGGAUGAAAGUCCAAAUAGAGGUUUGCUCUUGUUGGUUAGAUAAUUUAGUGACAGAUGAGUGAUGGAAAAUGGUGGUUACGUCAAAUACUGAUCUCAAAUCCAGCCAAAGUUGGCAUUCAAAAGUUGGGAUAAAGAGAUUCAAUCAACUAUAUUUGCUUCCUCUACUGUCUCUGAAAAUGUUUGGUUUUGUCUCAGAUAUGAAAUAGUUUGGUAAUUAUUUUAUUUGAUUUUUUUUUUUGUGGGGGGGGGGGUCCUCCUCCUCAUCACCAUUUAACAUCUACUUUUCUAUGUUUACAUUGGUCAGAUGGAAUUUGCUUCAAAAAAUUUAUCAUUUUAACGACUGCUUUCCAUGCUGCGAAGGAUUUAUCAAGUUGUCACAGCCUGAGCCAGUUUUUAUCAGUGAUGUAGCUAAUAGGGGGAGCAAGGGGAGUGAUCACUCUCUACAAGCAUAUUUUUCAAAAUUGGUGCCUUUUCAACAAUUUUUUAAAACUCUUUAGUUACCUAUAUCAGUAGCUAUAAUUUGCAUACAUAAUGACAUCAUUGCUAAGACAAGAUAUUAAUGAAUGUAGAAUACAAUUAUGUAUAUUAUAAUUAAUGAAAUUUUUGCAUAAUAUAAGAGAAAUGAGUUAAAAAUUGUUUGGUAUGUGUCACAGUGCAUUUUUCUUGAGCCUGGCUACACCUCUAGUGCCUGAUCGUUGCCAGUGCCAAUGGACUGGCUCCUGUGCAGGAAGCACGUAAAAUACACCAUUUCGAGCGUGGCCGUUGCCAGUACCGCCUGACUGGUCUUCGUGCUGGUGGCAUGUAAAAGCACCCACUACACUCUCGGAGUGGUUGGUGUUAGGAAGGGCAUUCAGGUGUAGAAACUCUGCUAAAUCAGAUUGGAGCCAGGUGUAGCCAUCUAGUUCACCAGUCCUCAGUCAAAUCGUUCAACCCAUGCUAGUAUGGAAAGCAGACGUUAAACGACGAUUAAGUAUCCUUCUAGAUAUAGCCCCCAUCAAUUAUGCCUUGCUCAUACAUUGACAAUAUGAAUCCUUAAUAUUUCAGUUGAUAAUUUGACUCCCUAUCAGCAAGAUCUGAUUAUUUAUAAGAAUGAAUGAAAGAAAAUGUAGAAAAAUCAAAAAUUUAUUUAAAUUAAUUUAAAACACUCACUCUCUCUCACACACACUCACACACACUCACACACACUCACACACAGUAAGAUGGGAAAAUGUUCUUUCUCUGAAUUUCCUCUUCUCAAUAUCUCAGUGAUGUGUCUUUUCUCUCAGUUCUUCUUCUCCAUGUGCAAAGUUACACUCUUCUCUGCUGACAGGGCAACCAUCUGGAUGGUUUUGAUGAAACCAGCAGAGUGAAGUCUUGUAAGAUCUGGCAGUGUUUUUCUGCUUCACUUUCCUCCUCUGUUGCCAUGGUUGUGUGUAAUCCCUCAGCCGUACUGUACUAGAAAC
This is a messenger RNA of Octopus bimaculoides (California two-spot octopus), 5037 nucleotides long. Its product is annotated as ATP-sensitive inward rectifier potassium channel 10. Lineage: Eukaryota; Metazoa; Mollusca; Cephalopoda; Octopoda; Octopodidae. Gene Ontology annotation, cellular component: plasma membrane. Gene Ontology annotation, biological process: regulation of monoatomic ion transmembrane transport; potassium ion import across plasma membrane. The record is from RefSeq and is a predicted model, not a curated record. Gene Ontology annotation, molecular function: inward rectifier potassium channel activity.